This is a messenger RNA of Homarus americanus (American lobster), 5706 nucleotides long. RefSeq names its product probable glutamate receptor. The record is from RefSeq and is a predicted model, not a curated record. The transcript has 5 exons. The coding region runs from base 1330 to 2610 and encodes 426 amino acids. Lineage: Eukaryota; Metazoa; Arthropoda; Malacostraca; Decapoda; Nephropidae. Gene Ontology annotation, molecular function: glutamate-gated receptor activity. Gene Ontology annotation, cellular component: membrane.
UACCUUCUAUACAGUUUGCCGUACCUUCAAAAUAUGUAUAAUAUCAAUGUAUUGAAUCUUUUCCUUUCCAAUAUGAAUAUUUAUUAUGCAUACUUUAGUUAAGCUGAAAUUCAUUGUUAUUUUACAAAAUUUUUAACACUCACGAUCCUGCAGUACGGCGGGAAUAAGGAUAUUAAUACUCAGUCACUCACCACUGGAUACUGCAGCGAAUAUUGAGUUGCUUUGGAGGGGGAGGGGAGGAAUUACACCCAAUACUGUUGUGUUGAAUGGUCUUGAGACGUUACCGCUUGUGGCCUCACUCAUCUCACAUAACAACCCUCACUAUCACUAUUACUGUGAGCUAAAGUAAACUCAGUUCCUCUCUUGUUUCUCAGCACUCGAUAGGGACGAUGAGGCAUGAUGGGUCAAUGAUAACGGGUUUAUUAAAACAUGUAUUCACAAUAUUCACUACACAAGAAAAUAUCACCAAAUAUUCCCAACAAUUAUCCACAAUAAGCAGUCAACAGUAUUCACACACACACACGUAAGCCAGUGGAUUUAAACGUCCGCGAGUUUAUACCUUCACUCCGUCAAGGUCACAGAGACUGAAUUUGAAAAUGAAAAAAUAUCGCGCGGGAAAAAUCCUCGAGGUGCCAGAGGUACGACACAUUUAUUAUAGAUCUUCAUCCUAUAACUUGUAUUAUAUCCACAUUUCAUGCGUUCACAGUCGAUAUCUUUUUUAAUACAAAUCUGUAUCUUGAGGACGUAAUUGGGUGUAAUAAAAGUAUUUGAACUGUCAAUUGGGUCCAAGACCAUGAAUGUUAAUGUGAAUCUUUAACUAACUUCAACAAUAUACAGACGGGCACCAGCGCUUCCCGUCUGGACGGGCAAAAUAAAUUUCUUUCCCGUGUCAACGAGCAGCCGACGUCCACCAAAUGGGCCGGUAUGACAUCAUCGAUUGCUAUAUGACAUCGGGCUAGUAUGUACCUAGGAUAAAAUACUAGUAUUUUAGUCCUUGAGUGUGAACUGGCUUUAUUCUCUCCAUUAAUCUAUCUAUCUGUUUACCUGUACAUAUCCAUUAUUUAUUUUGGUUUUGAGUGAAACUAUAUAUAGUAGACUUACACCAUUAUUGAGUGCAGUUACUGACUCACAUUCAAACUUUGUUUAACCUUUACGCUUGUAGGUAGGCCCUAUUGUACUCACAAUUAUAUCAAGAUUGCAGUUACUCAAACCUAGACACAGGGGCGGAUCUAGGAAUAUCAAAAUGAGGGGGGAGGUGAAGUUGUGGGUGGGGUAACAUGGCGAGCAGUGCGAGCUAAUCCAGCUUUUUUUUUUAAUCUUGCUAAUAUCAUGGGCCUUUUGAAGCCAUGUACACUUGAUAUUAGUAUAUGUUCUGAGGUCAAUAGUAAUUUUCUGAUGAAAAUGGUACCCCUGGAUCCGACCCUGAGACUUUGUUUUGAGCAGAGCUUUAAUUUAUUAAAUCUACUUGGUUUUGAGUUUAGAUACUCAUGUCGACCCUCGCGAGACGGACAGUGGGGCUCUGUGGAGGAUGGAAGGUGGACGGGGAUGAUAAAAGAUCUGGUGGAUGACGUCGCUGACUUCGCUGUAGCGUCUCUCGAUAUUACACACGAGAGAAGCACCGCUAUAGAUUUUCUCCUGCCAGUCUCUCGUACACAGUACAGGAUGGUGAUGAAGAAACCCUCUACCAAUGACCAGACAUGGACGACCUUCACACAGGAGUUCCAUUUACACGUGUGGGCGGUGCUGGUGGCUUCCAUUGUAGUCUUCGCUAUCAUUUUGUACCUCAUCUCCAUCACUGAGAAGGGAAAAGAGAAAUUCCGCAUUUCCGACUCGGUCACUAUUGUCCUCGGAGCAUUGUGUGGUCAAGGAACUGAAGUCGAGUACCGAAGAUUGUCGUCCCGCCUGGUGCUGCUGAUAUUGAUGCUGCUGCAUGUGGUGCUGCUGGCUCACUACACCAGUAAUUUAGUCUCUGCCCUGGCUGUGGGACCUGCCCUCCCUGCUAUAUCCUCUAUCAGCGACGUCGUUAGAAGCUCCUCACUCUCCCUGGGCACUGUCAGGGACACUGCACCUCUAGAAUAUCUUAAGGUUUCCCCUAACCCAGACUACCAGUUGGCAUAUAAGAACAUGAUGGCAAAAAAAGAUCAUGUCCUUGUUGGGGACACACUGGAGGGAAUGCAGAAGACACUGAAGGAGAAUUACAUCUAUUUUGAUACAGGAAUUUAUGUGCUGAAUGCAGCCGAUUGUCGCCACUUAAUCCUGCCCAACGCUGUCUUUACCGCCAUCACCUCCUUCGCCCUCCAGAAAGGAUCCCCUCUUGUUCCUGUAUUUAAUCAAAUAAUCCUGAAGAUGAAGAUGACAGGGAUACUGCAUAAGUUGGAGCAGCAUUUUGGUCCACCUUACCACAACUGUGAUCAGACCCAAUCUGAGGCCACGGAGCUGGCUGCCGUUUUAACACCCUUCCUUCUCCUGAUUUUCGUGAUCGGACUGUCAAUUUGUUGUUGUCUUGCUGAGCAUCUGCAUCAAGAGGUAACCUCAACUUUAUCCCUCAAAAAACCAGGGAUAUCUCCCAAAUACCCCAAAAAUGCCUGUCACACAACCAAAGGCACUUAAAAAAGAUCAAGUGUUUUAUAUCAAGCACAGGUAGUCACAGGAUCAUCAGCUCAAUGAUUGAGUGACGGUAAACACCCUGGGCUAUGGAUGUGGUGUCUUUAGGAACCUACUGUAGACCUAGCAGCAUUUGAGACAACUGAUAAAUACACAUCACAAAUUGUUUAGUUUUACCCUGUUAUCAAGAAAGUUUUUGGAAUAUUAAAUAAAGCAUAUACUGUACAGUACAGUAUAGCAGACACAAUAAGAUGUAUAAUGUACUGUUACAGAGCUCUGUGUAUUUGUGGUACAAGUACAAUUUCUGUAGCCAUUUGCUUUUUAUAGAGGAAUAAUGAAGAUUUGGACACACAUGCACAUAACCUUUGUCUACAUGAAUAUAAUCAAAUAUAGUAAUCUCCCCAUUAGCUGGAUUAAUUGGUUUCCAGAUUUGAGAGAUUUCUAAGUACGGCAUUGAGAAAAAUUUUCUUAUCCCGAAAAUAAUGCACAUCUAUGGAAUUUUUUCCGGGCACUGGUGAAUGAUUCCAUGUCUAAACUACGCUGCUAUGAAGGCUUAACUUCAGUCAGACAGACACAGAGCUGUAUUUAUUUAUGCAAACACUGCUGUACACAUAAAAUAAAUUUUAAUUAAACAAAAUAUACUGUACUACUGUACUGUACUAUACACUAAACUGUACUCACCAGCAGAUGCUGUUGCCUUGAGCUUGUGAUGCAGGCAGGCCAUAUGGUGAUAUGAUGAUACAGGAUUGCUUGCCGUUCUCCUGUAGCAGGUGUUGCUAACUACCACUCUUCUCUCCCUCCAUGAAGGAGGGGAUGUACAGACACUGUAAACUGUCCUUUCACCCUCUACACAAUAGCCUAGAGUAUGCAUACACUGUCCACUGCUACAUACAGUACUGUACAUAUGGUACUGUCACACUUACUGAAUAUAGAGCACAGCAAACAUAACUGUAGUCACUUUUUACAUCUUGACACUGAAUUAACAAUAUUCUUGGCUGAUUAUAUCCUGGUACAGUAAUGUACAAUACUGCACAACACAGAUCGUAUGCGCCAACAGCAGCGAGGGAGCAAACAAGCUUGUACAAUGGCAGCAGACAAUAAACUAAGAGUGUCAUGACACUAGAAUUUGAAAAGAUAAGCUGUGAGAUACAUCAAUCAAUCAUAGGCAUCCCAUGCAGUCACAUGAUAGUACAGUAGUAGUCAAUUGUACCUCAUAGCCUCGGUAUUUGUAACCCUGUUUAUCCGCAAUCAAUUUAUUGUUACCCAUUUCCACUAUUCGCAAUGGUUGCCCCGUUUAUUCGCAAAUUCUUACGAGCAAAAAUUUUGAACCGAGCGCCUCAACCAUAGAGUAGGACAGCACGUGUACGUAUUCCUCCGCCAUACACUCCUUCUCUCAAGCCCGCCAUAAGCUCCCGCUCGUCUCAGUCUCACACGUGCUGGCUUGUGUUUUGUGUGAUCUCGCAAUGCCUAAGCGACCAGCUAUUAAAUCUCCCAGCAAUGUUGCUAAGAGAUCACGUGUGGCAGUUACGUUGGACGUGAAAUUGGAUAUCUUAAAAAGACAUGAACACGGAGAAGGAAAGACUGUGAUUGGAAGAAAAUGCCUUCACGGACCUACAUAUCUAAGGAGGAAAAGACCACACUGGGAUUCAAAGUUGCCAAGGACUGCCUCACUCUAUUGAUUGGUGGAAAUGCUGAGGGUGACCUGAAGUUAAAACCUCUCCUUGUGGACCGGUCUGAAACACCCUAUGUUUUGAGGGGGGUUGUGAAGAGACAACUUCCUGUCAUCUGGCGCGGUGUGACAGGGUCUGUGAUGCACGAUUGCAUGUUCAACUAUGUGUCCGGUCGCAUUAGUCGCUAUAAUAAGGGAAUUAAUUUUGAUGAUAAAGCUCUGAUGGUGAUCCACAAUGCACCAGGUCAUCCACCAGCUAGGUUGACUGGUGUAAGAACAUUAAAGUUGUGUUUUUGCCUCCCAUCACCAUGGCUUUGCUGCAACCCAUGGAACAGGGCGUCAUAUCUACAGUGUAUCAUGGAGCAGCUGAUUGAGAGGAUCGAUGGAAAAGGAAACCUACAAUCUGGGAGUUGUGGAAAAAACACUACAAUAUCAGGAAAGCCAUAAAAAAAUAUCAGUGAUUCAUGGGAGGCAAUAACACAACAGAACAUGAACGGUGUGUGGCGUAAGCUGUGGCCCGAGUGUGUGCACAACUUCGUUGGUUUCCCUUCAGUGCCUGCAAUAAGGAAGACUAUUGUGACUUGCAAAGAAGGCUGAAUUCAAUGAAGUGGAUGACGCUGAUGUAGAAGACCUCCUCGACUCUCACAAUGCAGUACUUACCAAUGAAGACCUGACAAAACCGGAGAGGCUUCAGCAGGAAGAAAUGCCACUUGCAAUGGGAGAAGAUGCAGAUGAAACUCCAACAUAACUCCUCACUGUACAAAACCUAAGGAAGCUUAUUUCUUGAUUUGAGAUGGCGACGGAUAUGGCAUUAGAAAUGAACCCUAAUGUUGACCGAAGUUGCACUAUCAUCCGCAAUGUCAAGAAAGACAUACGAGCAUACUAUGAGGUGCUUGAGGAGAAGGGUGAAGAAUGUGCAACAAAUGACUCAUGAUGCAUUUAUUGCGGCCAAACCUUCAACCCCAAGUGCACCAACCACCCCACCUAAAUCCGAACAGAACACAGCUUUUAAGCAGCUGUUCAAGACCAGUGUAAAACCACAGCCUUCAACCAGUGGAGGACAACAGUUUUCAGUGCAAAUUGACAGCUAUAAUGAGAGUGAGGUGGUUGACGACCCUGGCAGUGAUAAUGAGAGUGAGGUGGCUGACGACCCUGGCAGUCAGGAGAGUGAGUUGGCUGACUAUGCUGGCAGUAAGAAGGAGAGUGAGGUGGCUGACAACCCCAGCCUCCUUUUACCCCCAGUAAACCUUCACCCUCUCCCCUAAUGCCAACUUCAGCAUGCAAGCAACACAGCACAUCAGAGGUAAAUUAACAGUACUGUAUGUUUAAAACUUACCUCACACACCUACGCACAUAAACAUUCAAACACUCAAAUAUGUAAAGUAUACUGUACUUGUAAACGUAUAUGCCUAAUAAACUCAAAGUGUUUGUUA